Asterias rubens (European starfish) is the source of this 1512-nucleotide messenger RNA. RefSeq names its product ribose-5-phosphate isomerase-like. Gene Ontology annotation, biological process: D-ribose metabolic process; pentose-phosphate shunt, non-oxidative branch. Gene Ontology annotation, molecular function: ribose-5-phosphate isomerase activity. Bases 129 to 1007 code for a protein of 292 amino acids. The record is from RefSeq and is a predicted model, not a curated record. NCBI's taxonomy places the organism in Eukaryota, Metazoa, Echinodermata, Asteroidea, Forcipulatida, Asteriidae. Gene Ontology annotation, cellular component: intracellular membrane-bounded organelle. The transcript has 8 exons.
UCCUCUGCAGACUGAAACAAACACUUCCGUGUGUGUUGUUUGCAGGUUUUUUUUCAGAGCAACACGUGGGCUCGAAAAACCUCCCCCUUUCACAUUUCUUGACAACUUUCACUUUACCCAAGACAUUUAUGUUGCGACUAUCAGUGACUCCAAGACUACUAAAAUUUCACCCCGAAAUUAGUAGGUUUUGCUGCAGAAACUCGGCUGAAAAGGUUGUGGAGAGCGUCCCUUCUUGUUUGACUUUAAAAGGUUGGACAUCAAUUUGCAAAAUGAGUUCAGCCACUCCGACCGACCUGACUGAAAUGGCCAAGAAAUCUGCUGCUUAUGCUGCCGUUGAUGAACAUGUUAAGGAUAAUUCAUGUAUAGGUGUGGGAAGCGGUUCAACCAUCGUCUAUGCAGUGGAGAGAUUAGCACAACGUGUCCAUGGGGAGAAGUUAACUGUGAAGUGCGUACCCACCUCAUUCCAAGCACAUCAGCUGAUUGUAAAUAAUAACCUCAUAUUGAGCGACCUGGAAAGAACACCAGAGUUAGACGUCGCCAUCGAUGGUGCCGAUGAGGUAGACUCUGACCUCAAUCUCAUUAAAGGAGGAGGUGGUUGUCUGACCCAAGAGAAGAUUGUUGCAUCUAAUGCCAAGUACUUCGUUGUCAUAGCAGACUACAGGAAGAAAUCCAGUCAACUAGGAGAGCAUUGGGAUCGAGGUGUUCCUAUUGAGGUUAUUCCGCUUGCCUAUAAACCCAUCAUGAUCGCCCUCGCUACACGGUUUGGCGGUGAAGCUAUACUCAGGAUGGCAAAGAGCAAAGCGGGUCCGGUUGUGACAGAUAAUGGUAAUUUUAUCCUGGACUGGAAAUUCAAGUCCGUCCCUGAAAGCUGGGAAAAAGUGAACCAGCAAAUCAAGAUGAUCCCUGGAGUCGUAGAGACGGGUCUUUUCAUCAAGAUGACAAGGCAGGUUUACUUUGGCAUGGAGGACGGCAGUGUUUGUACAGUUCCAGAAACAGCUCAACAGUGAGUCAAACAAACAAACAAACUCAAUAAGGUUACCUGAAAUGGCUCAGCAGUGAGUCUCCACUCCCCUAUUUAAAGUUAUAAACAAAAUCUGUUUCAAAAGAUGGCAAGAAUUUCUUUUUUAAAGUCGCCUCGUCAUAGAACAGGAUCGUACGUAUUAAAUUGGCGCUAAAAUAAAUUCAUUUUAAAAGUCACCAUGUCAAGUCACAGACCUAUGCGCGUUAAAUAAUUAUCGCAUGACGUACUUUUGUUAGUUAUGCUCAUAGGCUCGUCGUACUUUUGAGGACGAAAAGAACUAGACACAUUAUGCAAGCAGCAGUACAACAACCAUUUAAAAUUUCAAGCUUUUUACAAAGAUUAGAUGCACCCAGAAUGGUUUCAAAACCUAAAGCAAAUUGGUGCUAUAGUCAUUCUUGAUCAUAGAGCUGUGUAUAUAUUGACUAGAACGCUAACUUGCUCUGCGUUUUGAAGCCACCCUGGGCGCAGACAUGUUUGAUGUGUUGAGUGAC